AUGCCUCCUCCAGCGAAACAGCGCAAGAUCGCCGUCGUGGGCAGCAGGUCCGUUGGCAAAUCCUCCCUCACCGUCCAGUUCGUGGACAACCACUUCGUCGAAUCUUAUUACCCCACCAUUGAGAAUACCUUUAGCAAGGUCAUUCGCUACAAGGGCCAGGAUUAUGCGACCGAGAUUAUCGAUACCGCCGGCCAGGAUCUCCGUGUCCCGUCUUUGCCUCUGGCGCUAUACCGCUUUCCUUGUCGGCCUCUAUCACGUCUCAGCCUUACCUUGCGCAACUCCCGUCCAUGCUGCACUUUGGAAUAUCGCAGCUCACCCGUGUCAUUACAGGAUCAGUACAGCAACUUGAACUCGAAGCAUUUCAUUGGAGUUCAUGGAUACAUGAUUGUCUAUUCCGUGCAGAGCAGGACGUCUUUCGAUACCGCAGAGAUCAUUCGUGAGAAGAUUCUGAAUCAUCUCGGCGCCGAAACCAUUCCCCUUGUCCUCGUAGGCAACAAAUCUGAUCUCCGCCCCGAACAACGCCAAGUCACGUCCGAAGAGGGCAAAGCAAAGGCCGAAGAGUUGAAAUGCGCAUGGACCGAAGCGUCCGCGUGUUACAACGAAAACGUCAGCAAAGCGUUCGAGCUCAUGAUCGCCGAGAUCGAGAAGGGGACCACCCCGAACGAGCCUGCGAGCGGCAAGAAUUGCGUUGUCAUGUGAUCUGUACGCACCUGCUAAAUGUGUCUAGGUUUGCUCAGCAAGAUCAAGCAGAAGCUCAGAAAGUGAUGGGAAGACGCCCAGCCUUCACCACGGGAAAAAACGUGUGCUGUGAAUACUAGGGGUGUUACAGUGUCUCUAGACACCUCAUGGGACUGGCGGCUGGACCAAUUGAAUGUCUGAUACUAUUUCGAUGGUUGUCUUGGUAGACUUCCUUCGGCGUUUGGGAGUGGUGUGGACUCUUCUAGCACUGUAUGAGAUCCCCCAGUAGGGCUGGCGCUCUGUCAAUGGCAUGUUCCUCUUUCUUUAAUUCUACUUCGUUUCAUGU
Messenger RNA from Mytilinidion resinicola, 1024 nucleotides. Its product is annotated as rheb small monomeric GTPase-like protein RhbA. Gene Ontology annotation, molecular function: GTPase activity; GTP binding; GDP binding. Gene Ontology annotation, biological process: small GTPase-mediated signal transduction. The coding region runs from base 1 to 699 and encodes 232 amino acids. Gene Ontology annotation, cellular component: plasma membrane. The transcript has 4 exons. The record is from RefSeq and is a predicted model, not a curated record. NCBI's taxonomy places the organism in Eukaryota, Fungi, Ascomycota, Dothideomycetes, Mytilinidiales, Mytilinidiaceae.